Messenger RNA from Brassica rapa (field mustard), 1434 nucleotides. Its product is annotated as FKBP12-interacting protein of 37 kDa. Gene Ontology annotation, biological process: mRNA modification; regulation of alternative mRNA splicing, via spliceosome. The record is from RefSeq and is a predicted model, not a curated record. Gene Ontology annotation, cellular component: nucleus. NCBI's taxonomy places the organism in Eukaryota, Viridiplantae, Streptophyta, Magnoliopsida, Brassicales, Brassicaceae.
UUUUCUAUUAAAUAAUAUAAAAGUUGACGGAAAAAAAAAACUUGUAUCGAGAGCGAGACCGCUGGAAACUAACUAAGCCCUAAGAUUCUCAACUGCCGAUUCGUCAUUCCACCAUUGACACAAAUCUCAGAUCUUAUUUGGCGCUAAUGGAGUUUUCCUUACAAGACGACGACUUUGGCGGCGAUUUCUCCGCUUCUAACGCCACCAGAGCUGCUUCAGGCAGCAAAAGAAGUUUCGGUGAUCUUGAAGACGAUGAGGAUGACAUCUUCGGAUCCAAAAAGGUUCGUACGAAAGCUGAGGAAGCUGCCCCUGGUGUUGCAACUGGCAUGAUCCUGUCACUCCGUGAGAGUCUUCAGAACUGUAAAGAUGAUCUUGCUUCAUCUCAGGUUUUGCUGUUAAUGAUCUCUUUAUUUCUAUACUUUUACUUUUCACAAUAUCACUUCUUUUUUUUUGUAUCUAACGAUCAUCCUUAUGGUCAGAAUGAGCUUGAAUCAGCAAAAGCAGAGAUUCUCAAAUGGAAAUCAGCCUUUCAGAACGAGUCUUUCAUACCUGCUGGAAAAUCUCCUGAGCCUAGAUUUUUGAUUGACUACAUCCAAAAUCUGAAAUCUUCUGAGAGAUCUUUGAAAGAACAGUUGGAAAUUGCAAAGAGAAAAGAAGCUUCGUACAUUGUACAAUAUGCGAAACGGGAACAGGAAAUGGCAGAGUUGAAGUCUGCUGUUCGUGAUUUGAAAUCUCAGCUCAAGCCGGCGUCAAUGCAGGCGAGGAGGCUGUUACUGGAUCCAGCAAUUCAUGAAGAAUUUUCACGUUUGAAGAAUCUAGUUGAGGAAAAAGACAAGAAGGUCAAGGAACUACAGGAUAGUCUUACAGCAUUUACUUUUACCCCUCUGAGUUUAAAGGGCAAGAUGCUUAUGGAAAAGUGCAAAACCCUGCAAGAGGAAAACGAGGAGAUUGGACACCAAGCUGCUGAAGGAAAGAUUCAUGAACUAGCAAUGAAGCUAUCGAUGCAGAAGUCUCAGAACGCAGAACUUAGAAAGCAAUUUGAAGGACUGUACAAACACAUGGAAGAACUAACUAACGAUGUUGAAAGAUCAAACGAAACGGUGAUAAUACUGCAAGACAAAUUGGAAGAGAAAGACAAGGAGCUAGAGAGAGUAAAGAAAGGGAUGGAGGUUGUUGUGUCUGAUGUUGCUGAAAAGAAAGAUGAUGGUGAAGAUAAAGAUCCAAAAUACUCGGCUCUCCAAACGAUGUUCACUUCUAUACAAUCUGAGAGAUAAUUGCAAUUGUAUUCAUUCACGCUCUUAUAUUGUUCAAAGAGUUUUCUGAUAAAUGCAUGAAAACAUUAGUUUCCAUUAGGAGGCUUUCUACCCUUUAUUUUUCCGAUUUUUCAUUGAUAGCCCGAAGGCAAAUAAGAUGCACACAAUCCAGCCUUGCAAA